Arabidopsis arenosa is the source of this 1348-nucleotide messenger RNA. The record is from the annotation of a GenBank genome assembly. NCBI's taxonomy places the organism in Eukaryota, Viridiplantae, Streptophyta, Magnoliopsida, Brassicales, Brassicaceae.
AAAUUAAGAACACGUCAUUAAAAAUGAUAACAACGCCAACACCAAGCCAUUAAUUUCCUUAGCGUGGCAAGUAACGUGAUCUUAGUAAAGGGGUAAUAUAGUCAUUGACUCAUUUCACAUAAAGAAAAAAAAAAAAAAUCUUGUCGUGCAAGCAGAAAAGUAACGGCACCGCUAACAAAAACCGUUUAUACGGAGAGAACGACGAUUCUGACCACCUGUAAAUAAACAACACUUAGCUUUCUUCUUCUUCUACAUUCUUCAUUUUUCCCCUUUCCCCAAGAAAACUUCUCUUUCUCUCUGUUUUUUUUUUUUUUUUGUGGUGAUAAUGGCGGCGCAGGUCGAAAUUGAGGACCAAGCGUCUGUCACCAACCUUGAUAAUGGCGAAAUCUUCGAUUCACUCUCCGACGAUGCUGAUUCUUCUUCUUCUUUCUCCAAAACCGACUCUCUGAUUCUUCUCGGUGAAGGAAACCCAGAGCACGAUGUUAUCAAGACGUGUUUACUCUCUGGAAUGGGUGUUGUUUCUAGCGACACGACGAUCGUGACGAUUCGGAAAAACUCAUCGGAAGGAAUCACGACGAGAGCUAAGUUUCUUUCCUUUAGGAUUUUCACUGACGCUGUGGCUAGGAAACACGGCGGAGAUGCGAAUGUUAAAUAUGGUUGGUACGCCGGUUCUAAAGAUGAGAUUCAAAGUAUCAUCUCUUACGGAUUUAGUAAUCGCGAUGUUGGAAAAUUCGAGAAUGAUGGUUGUUCUCAUGGAAUUGGAAUCCAUUUGGUUCCUUCUAAGUGUUCUCUUCUUGCGGCUUCAGCUACAGAGCCAGAUGAGGAAGGAUUAAGAUAUCUUCUCUUAUGUCGUUUGAUCUUGGGGAAACCUGAGUUAAUCGUUUCUGGUUCAAAGCAAUCGUAUCCGAGUUCAGCUGAGUUUGAUUCUGGUGUGGAUGAUUUACACAAUCCUAGAAACUAUGUCAUAUGGAGUUGUAACAUGAAUUCGUUUAUUCUUCCGAGUUAUAUCGUCAGUUUUAGGUCUCCUCGUCUUAGAGUAAGUAGAGGUGGUUUUGCUGCAAGACCAAGCUCGCCGUGGGUUAGUUUUGCCGCCCUGAUGUCAAUGUUGUCUAAAUCAAUGGAUCCUUCAAGAAUGAACUUGAUCAUCCGAACUUACGAUGAUUUUCAGAAACGGAAGAUCAGGAGAGACCAAUUGGUUAGGAAGAUGAGAGAAGUGGCUGGAGACAAUCUUUUGGCUGAGAUAAUCAAGAAUCACAGAGACAAAAACAAGGUCAAGAAUUAAAAAAAUACAUCAUGAGGUAAGCAAGAGUCUUUAUUUAUUCUCAACUAAUCAAUUUAAUGUAAAGUG